AUGGAGGAAGAGGAACACACAGACAGAAAGCAGCGACUUGCCAUGCUCUAUCAAAAACUUAAUAAAAUUAAAAAGGAUCUUAACGAAGAUGACACGAACAACAUCAAUCAAGUCAUUGGCUCAAACUCGCCGGAAUCCUGCUUCUCAUAUCUGACAAACAUGGAGAAGAGAGGGGACCCUCACGUGGACCAUAAACAUCUAACCAGGCUAAUAGACUUCUAUACAAGAGUCUUCUCCAAUAUGCCGCUGGGGAAACACAGCCAAAAUGAGAGCUAUGCCAGGAUGUUGGUCAGAUUCGCAGAGCUGAAAGCAAUUCAAGAUGUCAAUGAAGCAGAGAACAACUUCAAUGUGGCGAGAUCUCAAAGCCAGAAGUUUGCAUUUGUCCACAUUGCACAUGCACAAUUUAAGCAUUCCAGAGGUGACACAAAGAAAGGCAUUCAAAUUUUGCAGAAUGCUUUAGAAGUGGGGGCGAAACCAAAGGAGCUGUUGGAGGCUGCUUUGAAGACCAUUCAGGCAGGGAACACAAUCUUUUGCCCAGAUGAUAAGGAGAACGUCCCAUUAUUGCCCCACAACAAUGUGCAGGAUUCAGUCAAAAAAGGCCCAGAAUUCCAGAAAGUUAGCAGAAUAUCUGAUGGGACGGGCGACUUGCAGCUUUCCAGUAUUUUCAGUUCAGGGCAGGAGAACGUCUGUGGCUCCUCAGAUGAUCAGCUGCCCGGAUGGAGGUCUGGUUCUCAUCGGAAGAGAGCGGUGGGCUUGCCAGGGAGAAUACCUGUACUGCCGUUCUCCAUCCCAGAGAAGGACGAUGAUGAUGAUGAGAAUGUAAACAGGAAGCCAUGCACACGAGGAGACGUAUCCAUCUCCACCGGUUUCUCCAGGAAAACAUCUGGUUCAAGCGUGAACUCCAUAUUUGGUCUGUCCUCCUCAAAGAGGAAUUCUGAAGAAGGAGAUCCGGUUCAUUUUAAACCACCAGCUCUCAGUCCGGAGCAAAACCAAUGGGAUGAGCAGGCCCCUGUUGACUCCACCACGACUCUCCUUCAAACCCAGUGCCCAAAAGACUCCUUAGCAUUGGAAGAUGUGACUUUCAGUUUCGAUCAGAUCGUCAGCUCCAAUUCCCCCGAGUCCUGUUGGAUGUACCUCCUGAAUCUGGAGAAAAGGGGCGACCCUCGCACAGACAUCAGCCUCCUCAACAAGCUGAAGAGCUGCUACUCAAAAGUCUUCUCCAGGCUGCCCAUCAGGAAGUACAGUAAAAACGUCAGCUACGCCAGAAUACUGGUCAGAUAUGCUGAGCUGAAGGGAAUUGAGGAUCCAGAUGAAGCACAGGACCACUUCAUAGUUGCGAGAUCCAACUGCAAAGGGUUUGCCUUUGUCCACAUCGCACAUGCCCAGUUCGAGGUGUCUCAAGGUAAUUUGAUCAAAGCAACGUCAAUUUUGCACAAAGCGCUGGCACUGAACGCCAAACCGGCAGAGCUCCUGGAGACGGCCAUGUGUAACCUCAAGGCCGGUGAGAAACAGCUGCUGUCUUCUUCAGAGGAGGAACCUCCCACGGGUACGGACACUGACCCAUCCAAAUGUCCAGUUCAAAGUGCUGCAGGUAGUGUAGUGCCAUGUGGGGGAAACCAGGAAGUGCAGCUUCCUGCCCGGGUCCCUGUGACCCGCCCAGUGGAACAGCCCAAAGCGGCCUGCAGGCAAUCCCUAUCAGAGUGGAGGAUCCCGACCCUGGUCAACCGCCAUGUGUCCCCAGAGGACAAACGGAUAACGCCUCCUGUUCCCAGACCUGUUCCCCAGCACGUGGAGUCUUUCCCCACUCCAUCCAUCCACCUUCCGGCCAGAAUAAACCCUCCAGCAGUCUGCCAGACGCCCAAUGGCUACAGGAACCCAGCUGCAAACAGCUUCAUCACCCCCGUCGCAAAGCGAGGCCCUGAAGUGCCAUCCUCUGCAGCAGCAGCACAGAGAAUGGGACCUGUUCAGCAUAUGGGCACUCCUCUUAACCAGUCUGCCUGUUUCCAGACCCCACAGUCCUCCUUCAGCGCUUUGUCAAAUGAGUCCAUCACUAUAAAGGGGAAACAGUUCUUUAUCCUGAAGAUGAUUGGACGUGGUGGAUCAAGCAAGGUCUACCAGGUCCUGGACCACAAAAAGCAGCUGUUUGCUGUCAAAUACGUCAACCUGGAGGAGGCUGAUGCUCAGACCAUAGAAAGUUACAAAAAUGAAAUUGCACAUUUGAACCACUUGCAACAGUUCAGCGACCAAAUAAUCAAGCUGUUUGAUUAUGAAAUCACCAACAGCUACAUCUACAUGUUGAUGGAAUGCGGAAACCUGGAUUUGAACACUUGGCUGCGAAACCGCAAGACAGUGAACCCGCUGGAGAGGAAGUUCUACUGGAAGAACAUGCUGGAGGCUGUCCACACCAUUCACAAACACGGCAUCGUCCACAGCGAUUUGAAGCCGGCCAAUUUUGUCAUAGUAAACGCUACGCUGAAGCUGAUCGACUUUGGCAUCGCCAACAGAAUCCAACCCGACGUGACCAGCAUCAUGAAGGAAUCGCAGGUUGGAACUCUGAACUAUAUGCCCCCUGAAGCCAUUAAAGACACUUCGUCUCAGCCAGGAAAAGCACGCUCAAAGAUUAGCCCCAAAGGGGAUGUCUGGUCCCUGGGAUGCAUCCUGUACUGCAUGACCUAUGGGAAGACUCCAUUCCAGAACAUCACCAAUCAGAUAGCAAAGCUUCACGCCAUCAUUGACCCCUCCCAUAGGAUUGAGUUUCCUGACUUAUCUGAGAAGGAUUUGCUGGAUGUGUUGAAGAGGUGCUUGGUUCGAAACCCUAGAGAGAGGAUAUCGAUCGCCGAACUGCUGGAUCAUCCCUAUCUCCAACUGAAUCCACAAGCAUCCCCUAAGCAAGAAGCUCCCUCCAACAGUGACCUGAGGAGGAUCCUAACAGACCUGGCAGCCCUGCAGUCUCCAAACAGCAUCAUCCGGGCUGCUAAUAAUCUGGCUAAAAUGUGCAACAGUGGCAGGAAGCUGGACGUUGCAGAGUGUGCGAAGUCAUCCUCUUAA
Messenger RNA from Menidia menidia (Atlantic silverside), 3048 nucleotides. NCBI's taxonomy places the organism in Eukaryota, Metazoa, Chordata, Actinopteri, Atheriniformes, Atherinopsidae. The record is from the annotation of a GenBank genome assembly.